AUGUCGCUGUUCUCCUUCUCCACUCCGCUCGACAUCGACAUCGUCCUCGACAAUACCGACGACCGGCCCACAGUUGACGCCAAACUCGACAAGAACCGCCGCGAGAAGUGCCCGCUGUACCUCGAUGGAGAGACUGUCAAAGGCGCAGUCACAAUACGACCCAAAGAUGGCAAACGACUAGAGCAUACCGGCAUCAAAGUGCAAUUCGUUGGCACGAUAGAAAUGUUUCUGGACCGCGGCACCCACCACGAGUUCCUCUCUCUGCAAACCGAACUAGCAGCACCUGGCGAGCUCCAACAUCCCGUCACACUUCCCUUCUCCUUCAAGAAUGUCGAGAAACCCUACGAAUCCUACCACGGCAUCAACGUCAAGCUGCGCUACUUUCUUAGGGUGACAGUAUCGCGCCGCAUGGCAGACGUCGUGCGCGAGAAAGAUCUCUGGGUCUACUCGUAUCGCCAACCACCCGAGACGAACAGCGUGAUAAAAAUGGACGUCGGAAUCGAAGAUUGUCUACACAUUGAAUUCGAGUACAGCAAGAGCAAAUACCAUCUGAAAGACGUGAUCGUGGGGCGGAUCUACUUCCUUCUGGUACGGUUAAAGAUCCGACAUAUGGAAUUGUCUAUCAUAAGGAGAGAGACGACGGGCGUGCCGCCGAAUCAAUACAAUGAGUCGGAGACGUUGGUGAGAUUUGAGAUUAUGGAUGGAUCGCCUUCGCGUGGCGAGACAAUACCCAUUCGGUUGUUCUUAGGCGGCUUCGAUCUUACGCCUACGUUCCGCGAUGUGAAUAAGAAGUACAGCACGAGAUAUUACUUGUCUCUGGUGCUCAUUGACGAGGACGCGAGGCGGUAUUUCAAGCAGAGCGAGAUCGUGUUGUACCGGCAGGCACCUGAGAACAGUGAACUGGCGCAGAGGCAAGCGAAGGAGAUUCAGGCGAGCUAG
Cercospora beticola is the source of this 939-nucleotide messenger RNA. It is a transcript of the gene PEP8, whose product is annotated as retromer subunit PEP8. Lineage: Eukaryota; Fungi; Ascomycota; Dothideomycetes; Mycosphaerellales; Mycosphaerellaceae. The record is from RefSeq and is a predicted model, not a curated record. Gene Ontology annotation, biological process: intracellular protein transport; retrograde transport, endosome to Golgi. Gene Ontology annotation, cellular component: endosome; retromer complex.